Molecule: messenger RNA, 2512 nt
Organism: Lingula anatina
Lineage: Eukaryota; Metazoa; Brachiopoda; Lingulata; Lingulida; Lingulidae
Molecular function (GO): calcium ion binding
Source: RefSeq, a predicted model, not a curated record
ACAUUGACGAAUGUCAACAGCAGCCUCCGGUCUGUGGCCACUCCUGUGUGAACACACCCGGCUCGUAUCAGUGUGGUUGCCCGGAUGGUUACCGGUUACAUCCCAACGGCAUUCAUUGUAUCGACAUAAAUGAAUGCAGAAUAAACAAUGGCGGAUGCUCCGACACGUGUUAUAAUACGCCCGGAUCUUUCAAUUGUAAAUGCCCACGUGGAUUUCAGCUAAUGGCCGGCGGCAAGAUUUGUGAACAAAAGUACAAAUGUCUUGGGUUCGGAUGUGCACACAACUGCCACCAGGCGGAGGUUUGGUAUGAACCUUACUGUACGUGUAACUUGGGCUAUAAGCUGGCAGAUAAUGGAAAGGACUGUGUGGAUAUGAACGAAUGUGGAUUCUUUCACCGAUGUGACACUAGUUCAGGAGCUACUUGUGUGAACGUAGUUGGGAGUUACAAGUGCGUCUGCAAUGAACCAAAUAAAGUCCUCAGUGCUGACAAAUUAAAAUGUGAAUUAAAGGCGCAAGUGACCUGCUCGUCUUUGGGGUGCAGUAACGGAUGUGACGACACACGCUACCCGCCUGUUUGCACGUGUCCCAAUGGUUACCGCCUGGACACCAAUGGACGAGAUUGCUCAGAUGUGGACGAGUGCGCUGAGCAAACCCAUGGCUGCACGGACACGUGCAUCAACACCGCUGGAGAUUACCGCUGUGAGUGCCCGGCUGGUAAACGACUCAGCAACGAUCUGAAGACCUGCGUCAGCCUUUCACACGUGGCGUGUCCCAUGCCGACACUAUUCAGGGGCAGCGUGAACUGCACGUCCACCUCGUACAACCCAGGCACCAUAUGUACCCGGUCCUGCAGAACAGGGUUCGCAUUGUCCGGUCCUCCCAGCAUCAGGUGCCAGGACAAUGGAGUCUGGACCCCCGACAUCCCGGCACAGUGUACAGAUAUAGACGAGUGUGCAAACAACAAUGGCGGCUGCGAACAAACCUGCAUCAAUUUCCUUGGCCAACACGCAUGCGCGUGUCAAUCAGGAUUCCUCCUCAGAACGGACCGAAAGCAUUGCAAAGACGCCGAAAACCCAGAGUUCACAAACUGCCCAAGCAACAUAGAAGUCAACACGCAAUUGUCCUACGCCACUGUCACGUGGCCGGAAGUGACAUACACAGACAAUGUCGGGGUCGUAAACGUGGUUGGUCCACAAACUAAUGAACAGAAUUUUACCAUCGGAGUUCAUAAGGUGAAAAUCACGAUAUUCGAUGCUGAAGGAAACUCGGCACUUUGUUCCUUUAAGGUCCACGUGAAGGAUUUGGAACUGCCUGUCGUCAGCAAUUGCCCGGAUGACAUCAACAGGUUUGUUCUGGAGGGUGUCAUGGUGAAGGAGGUCACAUGGCCCGAGCCAACUUUUUCGGACAACUCCGGCAGCGUCACGGUGACGGAUAACAUUCCCACCGAUAAUCUGUUUCCCAUGGGAGAGUACAAUGUUAGAUACCAGGCUGCCGACCCGAGUGGGAACAUCGCCGUCUGUACCUUCUUGGUAAACUUGACACGUGUCAACUGCCCUGAUCUGAGGCAACCAGUUAAUGGUUCAAUAACGUGCGAUACGUCAGCCAUCAAUCCCUUCUGUGAAGCGAAAUGUGAUGCCGGUUUUGAAUUUCUGAAAUCUCCCCCCGAGCAAUAUGUUUGUGGAGCGGACGGAGGGUGGAUCCCUACUGACAACGUCCCGGAUUGCCAUCGCACUUUCACGCCGACUGCCGCAAAAGCAACAUUCAGCGCCCGCUACGCUCACGUGUGCAAGGAUCCGGAAAACGACCCAGUAUUUAUCAAACAAACCAUAAUGCCGAUGUUCCAGUCUCAGCACGUCCAGAGUCUCCAGUUCGCCUGUAUCAACAAACCCUGUACCUUCACAGACCCCGUCAUAACCUGCAGAGAAAAGGAUCUACUUCUCACGUUCUCCAGUAACGAAGACCUCUCAGGGGGGCUGGACCUGGAUGCCUACGUAAACGGCGUUUUAGCUGAAGUCCAGAAACAGAGAUAUGACUCAUUUUUUCUCACGCUUAUCAUUCCUGGAACUCCGGAGUUCUUCUUUCCACCAAUCGCGGAUUUGGAAAACAGGAAGAUAGACGUUCAGCUCAGUUUGACAUGCGCAGAUGGACAGGUCCAGAUACGUAAUAAAUGCGUGGAGUGUCCGCCCGGGGAGCCAGACUGCCCCCUGAUUCAACCUGGACUCGCGUAGAGACUUUUAAGAGAAGAAAAUAAGAGGCUGUGUGCAGUGAACUCUUCGACCUUGACCUUAGUCUGACAUCACGCCAUUUCCAAAGGCAGAUGGACAGUGUGGCUUAAAAACGUGGUCCAAAUAGAUAUAGCCAACUAUGGGCGCACUAAGAGAAUUCUUGCACAAAUCUGACUGCGGGCAUUUUUAUCCGGCUAUAAAUCGUGAUAAAUAUGCAGACUUUGCAAAUUGUUGAUUUAUACGCAAAGCGGGAAGACUUUCAGGAAUAAAUAUCCCUUCAAUAUAUA